Morus notabilis is the source of this 2475-nucleotide messenger RNA. RefSeq names its product transcription initiation factor TFIID subunit 12b. Gene Ontology annotation, cellular component: SAGA complex; SLIK (SAGA-like) complex; transcription factor TFIID complex. Gene Ontology annotation, biological process: RNA polymerase II preinitiation complex assembly; DNA-templated transcription initiation. The record is from RefSeq and is a predicted model, not a curated record. The transcript is spliced from 9 exons. Gene Ontology annotation, molecular function: DNA binding; protein heterodimerization activity; TBP-class protein binding. NCBI's taxonomy places the organism in Eukaryota, Viridiplantae, Streptophyta, Magnoliopsida, Rosales, Moraceae. The coding region runs from base 116 to 2041 and encodes 641 amino acids.
CAUUCUCUCUCUCUCUUUCUGAAUUCAGAAAACCCAAUUUCCGAAUUCCGCUAUGAAUUAACCUCAUCAGCUCAAAUUCACCAGAAAAAUAAAAACCCAGAUUUCCAAUUCAAGCAUGGCGGAAAACGCAGUGUCGUCCCCGAAACCCCUCCAGACCCCGAACCCCAACGGAGACCCAAAUACAAAUACGACAACGGCGACGCCAUCAACGACAGCCAAUGUGACGAACAACGCCAUGAAUUUGCAGAACUCCUCGAUGAACCCGCAAAUCCCUUCCCCUUCGGCCCUCUCCCAAUCCCCUCAAAUCUCGUCCCCUCCUCUUCCGCAGCAAAUUCCGCCGGCCGUCGGAUUAGAUUACCAACAGUCGAAGCAAUCUCAGCCGUUGGUCCAGCAAACAUCGCAGAAUGUGAACCUCUCGAUGUCCAAUUACCAGCUCCAGCAGUGCCUCCAGAGGUCUCCGUCGAUGUCGAGAAUGAACCAAAUUCAGCAGCAGCAGCAGCCGCAGAGUCCGCAGCAUAUGGGGGUCAAUGUGAUGAGGCAACAGGCGGGCUUGUACGGCCAGAUGAAUUUCGGUGGGUCCCCUGUGAUUCAGCAGCAGAGUAAUCAGCAGCCACAGCAGCCGCAGCAGCAGCAGAAUCAGCAGCAGCAGCAACAGCAGAAUAAUCAAAUCAGCGCCGCCGCUGCCGCCGCGAAUUUGUCGCGGUCGGCUUUGAUCGGCCAGAGUGGCCACUUGCCCGUGUUGUCCAGCGCCGCGGCCGUGCAGUUCAAUUUGCAGAACCAGCUUCUCACCUCGCCAAGGCACAAAGCUGCAUUAGUACAAGGGUCCCAGUUCCAUCCAGGUAAUUCCGCUGGGCAAACCUUGCAAGGAAUGCAAGCAAUGGGGAUGUUGGGAUUGAGCUCACAAAUAAGGUCUAAUGGGGCUCUCGCCUCUUACGCUCAGCAGCGAAUAAAUCAGGGCCAGCUGAGGCAGCAAUUAUCACAACAAAACGCGCUUAACUCUUCACAGGUUCAAAGCUUACCAAGGACGUCAUCACUUGCAUAUUUGAACCCUCAGCUAUCUGGGUUGUCUCAGAAUGGACAGCCAGCUAUGAUGCAGAACUCAUUGUCACAGCAGUGGUUGAAGCAAAUGCCAUCAAUAUCUGGCCCUGGCUCACCUUCAUUCCGUCUGCAACAGCAGAGGCAGCAACAGGUUCUCUUGCAGCAGCAAUUGGCCUCAUCGUCUCAGUUGCACCAAAGUUCCAUAGCCCUAAACCCGCAACAGUUAUCGCAGAUUGCACAGCAGCAGCAGUCACCAAUGGGGCAUCCGCAGUUGCAUCAGCAACAGCAGCAACCGCAACAACUGUCACAGCAACAGUUACAGCAACAGCCACAGCAACUACAGCAGCUGCAACAGCAACAAUCACAACAACAACCUCCCAUGCAUAUGCAACAGCAGCAUUCCCCUAGGGUUCAUGGGCCCUCAGGCCAAAAGUCUCUUAGUUUAACAGGAUCACAACCCGAUGCUACUGCAUCCGGAACAACUACACCAGGGGGGAGUUCAAGCCAAGGAACAGAAGCGACUAAUCAGCUUCUUGGAAAGAGAAAGAUACAAGAUUUAGUCUCACAGGUGGAUUCACAGGGAAAAUUGGAUCCUGAAGUUGAAGACCUCCUUUUGGAGAUUGCUGAUGAUUUCAUUGACUCUGUGACAGCAUUUGCGUGUAGCUUGGCAAAGCAUAGAAAAUCUUCAACUCUAGAGUCAAAGGAUUUAUUGCUACACUUAGAAAAGAACUGGCAGUUGACUAUUCCAGGAUUUGAAGAGCAGAAGCACCAAAACAAACUUUUGUCAAGUGAUGUCCACAAGAAACGUUUAGACUUGGUAAGAACGCUAAUGGAAUCCUCACAGUCCGAAGCAAAUACAGCUAAUCGUAAAGAGAUGAUUAGUAGACAAGGGCUUGGCAACCCAGUUGGGACCAACCACGUGAUAAGGCCUUCCCUGAGUUCAGAGCAGUUGAUUUCACAGUCAACUGGUUCUCAAAUGCUGCAACAAAUGACACGGUUUUAAUCAGCUAGUUUGUAUUUCAUUUGGUCUUCUUGCUGAUUGAAUAUAAUGCCUGGACCUCCUUGGUUCUUUUGUCCAAGAAGAAAAAACCUAUAUUAGAUUGAUGAAAGCACAAAGCUGUAAUUACUAAUUUUUAUCCUUUUUGAGUGUUUAAGAUUUAAGACAUGGAAUUGCCAGGCAAAUAGCAGUUGCCCACCUUCAAAAGCCUUUUUUAAUAUUGUAUGAUCAGUUGGUUGGGCGCAAAGUGCCAUUUGAUGGGCUCAUGUCUCCUGCAGUAGAGCUUAUGUUGGGUGGGCUUUGUAAUCUAAUUUAUUUGUUGGGUUAAUGAUAUGAAGUAUUAGUGUUCACUUUAAAGACAAUUUCAUUUUAUUAUAAGAUUGAUUAUCAUGUGUAUUAUAACACACAACUUCGAAAAAAGAAUGAUUAGAAAUUUGAAA